GAAACUGACUCUACUUUCAAAAUAACUCAAUCUCCUGACUCAAGUAAUCAAAGUGCUACUUCUAAUGAAGAAACUUCGUCGGAAACUCCAUUUGAAGAAGAAGUUAAUAAUGAGACUGAUGAAGUCACAGUAAUCGAAGAUAUAGUCCCAAGUCAUACUGGUAAUAAUAAAGAGACUCCAGGAUCAUUGUUUAAAAGUUUAGAAAAUAUUGAGAAAGGUGAUAAGCAAUCAGACUCUGAAGCUUCCAGCCCUGAAUCUAGUGAAUCUUGGGAUGAGUCAGAUGAUAAUAUUACAUCAAAGCCAAAGGAUAAUGUUGCAAAUCUUCUUGGCUCCAUGGAUAUAAAGACCAAUGAUAAACCAUCUAAGUCAGAACAUUUGAAUAAAUCGAGCACCACUGUUGGAAACACUAAAAACUCUUCUCAUUCUGCUACGACACAAGAAAACGUUGAUUUGAAAAAUGAAAGUUUGACUCCUCCACCUCCUCUUGAAUUUUUGAUGUAUGAUGGUAUUCUGGGUCCUGUUAAAAGCGAAUCUAACAUGGUUUCAAAAAAGAUUAUUGAUGUUUACAACGAAACGUGUGGCUAUUUGAUUAUCAUGAAGAAUAACGUAAAGAGGUUGAGUAAAUUUAUCGAUGAUCACGAUAGAACUAUUGAAGGGUCUGAUGACAAGAAAUCAUUGGAAACACCUGAACUAUGGAGAUUGUCAUCUACUGCUGAUAUAUAUCCAAUCAUUAAUCAAGUCAAGCCUACAUUAUCGAGCAUUUUAGAGUCAUCGCAUGAUUUGGAUUCAUCUUUAACCAAGUUGACUGCGAGAGCCGAAGAAAGUCAGGUACAAAGAGUCAAGAUAGACAAAUUGUUGAGUCAGCUUUCCCUUUUCGUCAACGAAUCAAAUUCCUUAGCCCUAACAAGGCGUCCUUUAGAUUUCCAGAAUGAAUCAUUACAAACUUCGUUGCGUCAAAAGUUGAGAAAAGUGAAAGAUUUGGAAAAUGAACUUAUAAGUAAAAUGAUGCCUUUCAAAGCUAGAUCGCGGGCAGAUGAGAACAUCUUGAAGAAUUUAGAAAAAGUCAUAUUCCAAAUUAAUGAAAGUGCAUAUGACCACUUGAAAGAAAUCAAUAGCUUGUCAGUGGAACUAUGUGAUUUGAAAUUACAUAAUGAAAGCGAUUCAGAAGUACCUAAACAUAACUCUAACCCACAACGUAAUCUAACUUCUGUGAAAUGGAUCUUAAGUAAGGAAUUAAAGGCUAAUGACAAUUCUUCUCCUAGACUUGUUAGUCUUAAAAGAAAAUAA
Molecule: messenger RNA, 1287 nt
Organism: Debaryomyces fabryi
Lineage: Eukaryota; Fungi; Ascomycota; Pichiomycetes; Serinales; Debaryomycetaceae
Exons: 1
Source: RefSeq, a predicted model, not a curated record